This is a messenger RNA of Dentiscutata erythropus, 120 nucleotides long. The record is from the annotation of a GenBank genome assembly. Lineage: Eukaryota; Fungi; Glomeromycota; Glomeromycetes; Diversisporales; Gigasporaceae.
AUGAAUGAAGAUACUAAUAACUCAAUAAUAGAAUACCAAUGUCUUAAUACAAAGUUAGAAGCAGGAUACCAACAUCUCAAUAUGAAGGUUGGUCUUUCUUUGCAGCCCUCACUGACAUGA